This is a messenger RNA of Rotaria sordida, 3516 nucleotides long. The record is from the annotation of a GenBank genome assembly. Lineage: Eukaryota; Metazoa; Rotifera; Eurotatoria; Philodinida; Philodinidae.
AUGUUAGCAUCAACGGUGCAAGACAUUUUGAUUCAUGAAAAUGAUAGUAUUAAGAAAGAGUUAUCAUCACCUACAAUACAUUUUCGUAGGCUAUCAACAUUAGAAUCAGAGAAUUUUCAUUAUCUUAUUCAACAACAAUAUGGAGCUUGUUGGGGAAUAUUUAAAUUUGAAGAUUCUCUUGGUAGCUAUCCUAGUGAGGAUCGACCAUUUCUUUACGUUGAUGAUAAUAUUGAUUUACAUGUUCUACUUGAUUUCAUGAUCAAUGAAUGGAAAUUACAAACAACUAAUAUAGUCAUACCUAUUCUUAGUUCUAUCACACGUCACAAAUCAUUCAAAAAUCUUAAAAUGGUUGAAGCAUUAAAAGGAGGCAUUAGAAAUGUCGUCAAUGCAUCUGAAGUAUGGUUUAUAACAAAUGGUCUUGAUAUUGGUAUGCCAAAAUUAAUUGGAUCAGCUUUUCACGAUGAAAUUUCAUUACGACGAGCUGAUGAUAUAUGGGCAAAACAGAUGGAUCGAGAACUGGAAGAACAUAAAACAUUAAUUUUAAUCGGAAUUGUUUGUGAUGAUGACAUUAAAGACUCUAUUGAUUUUCAUUCAGCAAAAGACAAAUUAAAAAUAGAAAUAAAAGUACCACAAAAUGAACGUGCACAAUUAUCAUUAAACAGUGAUCAUACACAUUUUAUAAUAAUUCGUAAAUCACCAAUUGGUUCUAGUUCGACAAAUAUUUCAGAAACAAUCGAUACUAACAAUAAACUGUUAGAAAAAAUAACUGAUUCAGCUGGAAAUGUUACAAAUAAAUUUCGCAAUCGUUUUGAAGCUUUUUUACAUCAAGAAGUAUUACGACAACAAGUUAUAACUUCUACCGAAUUACAAUCACCAACAACCCAUUGUUUACCGACACUAUUAAAAAAAUCUAAUUUAUGUGGUGAAGAUGGUUUUCCAAUGGUAUGUACCUUAUUUCAUGGUACACCAGAAACAAUUGAACUUGUCUAUCAAAAAAUUCAACAAGAAGUUCCUAUUGUCGUAUUUAAAGGAACCGGAUUAGCUGCUGAUCUUAUUUCAUUUGCUUAUGAAGAAAUUAAUACUAAAAAUAAAAAAAUAUCUGAAGAUGAUUAUUUAAAAGUUGAAUUAACUCAAUGUUUAGUUGAUGAAUAUCCCGAAUUAAAAGAUAAUAAUCUUAAACGAAAUGAAAUUCGUAAUUAUCUUAUGUCAAUUAUUAAAGAAGCCGAUAAAGAAGGAAGAAAAUUUUUAUCAUUUGUUGAUAUUAAUAGUACAACACCAUCAUUAAAUGAUUUUCAUAAAUUUAUUCUUUCAGCUCUGUUACAAGGACAAAAAAUUGUAACUGACGAUAAAGUUAAUAUUGAAUCAAAACAAAAUUAUAAAUUAAAACGAAUUGCUAAAUUAAAACGAAAUGCUCAAAUAAAACAAAAUCUUCUAUUAACACUUGAUUGGAAUUUACCGGAUUUAGCUUUAUCAGAAGUUUUUCAACGUUAUGAUGGCAUGAAAUGUACUAUACAAAAAACAUUAUUUGAUAAAGCCAUACUUGAAGAAGAUCUUGAAGCAUUUGUUGAUUUAUUUCUUGAACGAGAAUUUGUUCUACAUCGAUAUUUAAAUUCAAAAAAAUUAAUUAACUUAUUUAAUCAAGCAGAAGAUAAGGAUUUUUUCAUCAUAACAUCACUUGAAGGAAUUCGUAGUUUAACAGGAGAUGAAGAAGUAGAAGAAGAUUUUAUUGAAAAUGAUCUUAAUGGAAUUAUUAAACGUUUGACGGGUAUCAAUCGUUUUUUUUGUAAAAGUGAAAUGGAUAAUAAUGCUAUGGGAAUUUAUUUUGGUGAUAAAUCAGACAAAGAUCUUCAGAAACAAAAGAUAAUAGCAGAAAAAAAAGCUCUUCGACAUUUAAUUAUUUAUGCUGUAUUAAUGAAUCGAUAUCAAUUAGCAAAAAUUCUUUGGAAACGUUCAUCAGAACCUAUUCCAUUAGCAUUACUUUGUUGUAUGAUGUUUAAAAACUUAACACCAUAUUGUCCUGAAUCUUAUCUAAGAUCAUUGACAGUAAAACAAGCCAAAGAAUUUUCCGAUUGGGCUGUAGGCAUUCUUGAUAAAUCAUUCGAUGAAGAUCAUAAAAGAACAUUUGAAAUGCUUGAUGAAAAACAUCCAGAUUGGAAUUAUGUGACAACUAUUGAAUUAGCUUAUCGUGCUGACAAUAAGGAAUUUAUGGCACAUCCUGUUUGCCAAAAAUGGGUUACAAGACAAUUUUAUGGAGAAAUAACACCAUGUGAAAUUUCAUGGGGAUUAUUUACUUGUCCAAAGCAUCUAAAAAUCAUAUUGAGUGUCAUUCUUAUAUUUCCAAUGUGGUUUUGGAUAAAUUUUUCUCCAAUUGGUCAAGCACCUUCAAUAACAAAAAAAACUGGUGAUUUGUCCAAUGAUGCAAAAAAAGAUGCAGAAACAGAACCAAAACUUGAUGAAGGAAAACAAUUAGUUGAACAAAUCGGUGAAGUAACCGUUCGACAAAGAAAUGGUAUUUUUCAACGACCAGGACGUCGUUUUCGUGGUAGUGCUAUAAAAAAAUCAAAAACUACAUUUCAUAAAAAACAACUGAAUUUUUUUGAAAAAAUUAAAAUUUUAUGGUCAGCACCAAUAACAAAAUUUUAUACAAAUUUUGUUUGUUAUAUUGUAUUUUUAUGUUUUUUUACAUUGGCUGUUAUGUGGCCAUCAUGUGGAAAUUUACUACUUGAUUUCUUUGUUUGGUUUUGGGCAGCAUCAAUUGCUUUUGAAAAUACGCGUGGUACUUAUGAAAAAUGUUAUUCUCGAAGUAAUUUACCUUUACGACGAUCUGUAUUAGAAAUUAUCAUACAAAUUAUAUUUCUAACACUUUUUCUUGGUUUUCGAAUAAUUGGUUUAUGGCAUUUUGGAACUUGUCAAGUUGUAACAUCAAAAGCAAUCUUAGGUGUUGGAUUAAUUUAUUAUUAUUGUCGAUUAUUAUUUAUUUUUUUACCGAUAAGUCCAAUACUUGGUCCGUUGAUGAUUCGACUUCGAUAUAUGAUCACGGAUGAUUUUUUUACAUUUUUAAAAUUAUUUAUGAUAUUUAUGAUAUCAUCUGGUGUUGCAAUAACAGCUGUACUUUAUCCACAUCAUCCACUUAAUUUAGAUUUAUUUUCAAAAGCUUUUGUAUUUCGCGGUUUUAUGGCAUUAUUUAUUAGUGAUUUGGCUGAUUUAAAACAUCAACGUGGACCAUGUUCAAUAAAUGCAACAACUCAAACAGAAAGAAAAUAUGCUUGUCUAAGAUUAUCUCAUGGUCUUUCAUUUAAAUAUGACAAUCCUUAUGCAUAUAAACGAUAUGGAAUACCAUCACAAAAUUGCAAUCAAACAUCAUGGAUAGCAUGGUUUUUACUUAUACAAUAUUUCUUUUUAGCUAAACGUUUUCUUACAUCACUUUUAACAGCGAUGUUUGGGUAUAUUAAUUUAGAUAAAAUCAAUUCACGUCAGAUAACUGAAUUGUUUUUUUCUUUUAUUAAAUUAGUUUAA